This is a messenger RNA of Colletotrichum abscissum, 2691 nucleotides long. RefSeq lists its product as uncharacterized. The transcript has 5 exons. Bases 1 to 2691 code for a protein of 896 amino acids. Lineage: Eukaryota; Fungi; Ascomycota; Sordariomycetes; Glomerellales; Glomerellaceae. Gene Ontology annotation, biological process: arachidonate metabolic process. Gene Ontology annotation, cellular component: membrane. The record is from RefSeq and is a predicted model, not a curated record.
AUGCCGUACCCAUGGGUUCAAAUCGUUGAAGGAAAUCCACCAUCAGCCGCCAUCAGUCUGCCUCCAUCCAUUCAACGUUCACAAAGGCCCUCCGUCGUCAGUGUAGUCGACGACGAGCCCAUGCGUGAGGAAGGCCAAGGAGUCGAGGUGAUUCGCGCCAGGAAGCAUAUCGUCAUCAAUGAAGUCAACUUUCAAUGCCACGCCUUUUCUCAAGCCCAUCCGGCCCGUAUUCCAGGCCAUGUGAAGUACCCUGUGCGAUGCAGUCGCGCUGGUGGGGUGAUUUGUCGAUGGUCCAUGCUUAUGAGCGACGCUGUUCUCUUCGUUGCCAAGGACGUACCGUCUGCGCGUCGGCUGCUCCGUGCGUGGGACCUAGAGUGCAGGGGCCUGCCACCUAUCCACCGUCCAGUAGGAAGCGUCGUAGUCAGGAACAUUGGCGAAAACAUCGACCUGGAGAGCCUGGCCAGCACGUUCAUCGGUGAUGGAUUAAACUGCUGUUUCGGCGACGUAAAAGUGACCCGAGGUGUGUAUAAACCCGGAAAGAUUCCUGUUGAUGUACUCUCCCGGAUUCGAGACGUGAGAAAUCAGAGAAGGGAGGAAAACACACUCUGGGAUUGGUAUACGAUGUUCCGGGUCUCUCGCGGACUUUUGCAGCAGUUGGCCAGUGCGCCCGAGGCCGCGCCGGGCAUGAACUUGGACGUCAGCUACCUGACGGCAUUCGACCAAAGCCGGUUGCCCCAACCGCUGAGGCAGAUGAGACCCUGGCUAGAGGAGGCAUGGGCAGAGUGGAUCCAGCAGGCUAUGUCUCUGGACGAUCUUCGACAGAUGAGAUUGCCCAUACUGGCGAAUGCCCUUUCACACGAUAUGGCGGCCUAUUACGAUGGGUUCUGUGGCCAGACCGUUUUUAGGGAAAUCUAUCAUGAUGCACUGACGAAAGCGCUGUCAUACCAACGACUCAUGCCGACGGCCGACGCUAAGGCACUCGUAACCUCUGUGGUCAAGACGACGAUUGGCCAACUGCGUCACGCGGACCCAGAAGGACGUCGAAAAUCUCGCACACACUUUCUUCAUCGGCACAGCGCCAGCGUUGCGGGGAGCAGGUCCUCCCGUCUGUGUCUCGUAUGCUUUGUGCAGCCUCCCGAGGUGUUUCUCCCUUGUGAAUGCGCAUUGUGCGAGACGUGCUACCGCGGAUAUGGCAACAGUACGAUGAGCGGGACUGUAAUCACAUUUGGUAGGUGCAUUCUGUGUGCAAUGGCGUUUGUUUCUGGAUGUGCCGUUCGUCUCAGACCGCUCACGGCGGGAUGCCGCGUCCUGGCCCUCGAUGGAGGCGGGGUGAAGGGCAUCGUUCAGCUGCGUAUCCUGCAGAUGCUUCAGAAGGUGACCGGACUACCUACUCAGAUAUUCUUUGACCUCGCCAUCGGGACCAGCGUCGGAGGCAUCAAUGCCUUAUCGAUCGGCGUAUUAGAAUCAUCGCUGGAUACCUGCGAACAGAACUUCAUACAGCUAGCGCGCAGGAUAUUCCCCAAAGCUUCGACAAAGAUAGGACGGUGGUGCCAGAAACUGUCGCGAUGCAUCCGUUUUGUGUGCAAAGACAGCAUCUACAGCCCUAGCGGGCCGAUCCUAGGGUCUAUCACGGGCGAAGCGAGACUUAGGGGACCGCGAAAGUCGCUCUACGAUCGGAAGCCGUACGAGCAGAUGAAGGUGGCUGUAACGUCCAUCGACUCAAAAACGAGCAUGUCGAAGCUGUUCACCACGUAUGCGGGCCAUGAGAAUCGGCAAGCAGAGUCUGGCAGGCCGAGGCCCCUGCUGGUCCGAGAGGCGGCCGAAAUCACGUCGGCCGCUCCUGUGUACUUUCCGGCCAAGCGUCUUGGGCCGUCCACUUCGUCAUACUAUGACGGGCUGGAGAUUCCAUUGCUACAUGCGCGGUCCGAAGCGCUACGGCUGUGUCCUCGCAAGACGGUUCCUGAUUACAUCCUCUCGGCAGGUAACGGGGUGAUGAAGGCAGCCCCAAACGGCAUGUCGAACUCACUGUCUCGAUUUGCUCACUUUAGCCUGGAAUCUCUGUGGGGACACCGGCAGUAUCAGAGGCUAGGUGGGCCAGCGGGGGAAGCGUUCAAUGAGUUCCGCAUCGACCCCACUCUCGAUAUGGAAGCGGUGGCGCUGGAUGACGCAGAUGCCAUAGGCAAGCUGAUUCGAAAGCUGGACCGAGAAUUUCUCGUCAAUCGGGACCUACAUCAGCGUAUGCAACAAGUCUCGCUAGUCAUGAUCGCCUCUCUAUUCUAUUUUUCAUUCGACACGACAACGCGAACGACCAGACGCGGUGAGGUACUAUGCAGAGGGUUCGUCGCUUGUAGGUAUGGAGACGACCCAUCAGUCACGAGAGUGCUCGCGACUCGGUUCAAGGGGCUUUCCCUUGUGGUAGCUGGUAGCGAGUAUAAGAUCGCUGCGGACGAGCGGACCGUCGUGAGCUUCACUUUGCCGUCGUGGAGUGUUCCCUUCGAUAUCAGGCUUAAGUACAAUGAUACGUCCUCUUCGAUCUCCGGAUUUCCACAGACUGCCGACGCCUUACUUGACUUACAAGCUCAUAGUGACGGUAGCGUAUGUGUAGACCAGUCGGUGCGGAAGAGGAAGCUCUCUAGGACGGGAAACACAUCGGCAGGUCGUUCGGAGAAGAAGAGACGGAUGGAUAUGUAA